This is a messenger RNA of Octodon degus (degu), 1573 nucleotides long. It is a transcript of the gene CUNHXorf58, whose product is annotated as chromosome unknown CXorf58 homolog. NCBI's taxonomy places the organism in Eukaryota, Metazoa, Chordata, Mammalia, Rodentia, Octodontidae. The coding region runs from base 15 to 1505 and encodes 496 amino acids. The transcript is spliced from 9 exons. The record is from RefSeq and is a predicted model, not a curated record.
GUACCGCCAGUUCGAUGUGGUCAAGGCUUAAUUCAACCACCCUGAGCAGGAAGCAGCGUAACUCCGAUGCAGCGCGUCGCGCCUGGGGCGAGAGGCCAAAACAAGCCCCGCCCCCAGGAGGCCCCGCCCCUGCUAUGGUUACUAGGCUGCCGGAAAGCGCCGGCUCCCCGUGGGCGGCACGCGGAGGCGCGAGCGAGGUGGCGACGGGCGCCGUGCUGCGCUGGGAAGCAGCCUCCGCGGCCACGAUUGGGCGCCCAGCAACGUGGGCGGGGAGUCAUCUGAGCAGAGACGGCCAGACGGGGGCGCUCGACAGCUCUCCGUGUGUUUUACGGACCUCGCCUUUGAAUGUCAGCGAUUAUCUCGUUAUAAGGAAAAUGAAUCAUCCCUCAAAGGCAAAAAGGACUGGUAUUCGAAAAUCAGAUAAGCAAAAAAGCUCAGGAAAAAACCACACACCACGUUUGCCACCGGUUCCAAAGGCAAAGGUGAAACCAACACUACGAGACAUUUCAGCUCAAAAAAUACAAAGAGCAUGGUUCAUUCAUUUGGACAGAACGAUAUUUCAACUCUUAAAACACACAAUUUGUGCAGCGGAGUAUUGUGUAACUCAUGAAAUACUGAAGAACGUGAGCCCCGUCGAAGCUCAACUUGUUAAAGAUCCUAGCAUGAAAUGUAAAGUCAGAUUCAGAUUUAGUGGUGAAAUAUUUCCACCUUUCAUCGUAUUUAAAAUUUUUCUUCAUACUGAGGGCCGUGGUUACAAGUAUUUCAGCGGGAAAAAUGUAUUAAAACCAUCAACCAAGGGAGUAAUUGAUGCUUGCAAAAUGAUGGGAAAGCAGAAAUUUUAUCAGCAAAUUAUGGAAGAUGAACGUCUUUAUGAGAAGUUCAAAAUAACUGACCAUGUAGAUAUUGUCACCACUCAAGAUUAUAUGCAAUACGCAAGUCUCCUGGAUGAGAUCCCUGCAUCGGCUGGUGGCAAGAAUAACCUUUGGCGAAGAUUAAACCUCAAAAGCAUUCCCAGGACAAUGAUCAUAUAUGACAUAGUUAAUUAUGCAGAGUGUGGAGUAAUGUCAGCCCGUUUACAAAAAGAAGUGAAGUAUCUGUCACAGAGACCACGAACGGAAGAGAUGCGUCAGCGCCAGCUACAGAUCGUUUCUGCAGUUAGGUGUCCAUCCUUGGCGAGCCUCAAGCCUUUAUAUCGGCCCUACCAAGAGCAAAGCAAAGUGAGACACUUGGGGCGUCGAUCCAAGCAAGCACAAAUGAAAGUUGAUAAAAUGAGAAAAGCAUAUAUGACACCUAAAAAAGAAGAUGCUUCAGAGGAAACUCAACCGCAAAAAGCUGCAAAGCCUCAGAGGAUACAAGAGACAAUUGUGUACUCCAGCCCAGCUUUUGACAUUGUGAAAUAUAAAGAAUACAUCCCAGAUAAUACACUGAGUGAAGAGGAGGAGGAGGAGGAAGAAAGGGAAACAUUUGCCUGGUAUCAAGAGUUGUAUCGUCAGUAUUUUCCAUGAUGCUGAUACAAAGCUAAUUGACAGAACACUGAAGUUGCUUGUCUGACUAUAAAUAAAGGACAAUCAGA